Nannospalax galili (Upper Galilee mountains blind mole rat) is the source of this 2169-nucleotide messenger RNA. RefSeq names its product FLYWCH family member 2 (gene Flywch2). Bases 780 to 1205 code for a protein of 141 amino acids. Lineage: Eukaryota; Metazoa; Chordata; Mammalia; Rodentia; Spalacidae. The transcript has 5 exons. The record is from RefSeq and is a predicted model, not a curated record.
UGACUUGCCUCUGCCUCCAGGGUAUGCACCACCACGCCAGGCUUGAGAAGCGGUUUUUUAUCCAGAAGCCAGGAUCCGUUGGAUGAAUUGCUUUUAUCUCAGAGCAAGUAAAAGUAAACAUUCAUGCAAGUGAACUUCAGACCGAAGGAUCAUGUUCAGAGAAAUGCUUUUGUUUUAGUAAGUCAUUUUCAGGAAAGGGAAAUGGGUGGGGAGCCUAAACAAGAUUUCCGUUUUCAACUCCUGGUGACAGAACCAGAAUCCACUGCAAUGGAGCUGAGCUUUCCUCUCAUCAAGGAAUGAAUGUCUUCCACUGAGAAGAUGUCAUCCUCCACCUUGUCCAUCUCUGUGGUAAGAAUCAAAGUGCCUCUCCUCCGGCAGCAAGGAUGGCCAAGACCAGUCAUGAGGGCCUGGAUGCAAGACAGGACCCUGAUCACCUCCAGGAAUGGCUGGGUGAACCUAGGCUCUGGAUUCUAGGAUUCUGGGUGUUUGGAGACCUGACUCCACCCCCACCACUCUGGAAAGCUUCUCCCCAGCAGCCCUCAAACAGUCCUUCCUUCUGCAGAACUGCCUGGGCCAUAUGACCAGGUGGUCUCCCCCUGGGCCUCCAAUGCUCACACCUCACAUUUGGGCUCCUUCAGCCUGGAAAACUGGCCCAGGCACUGAAAUACUGAGGACGGAGCCCUUGGACUCCCAAGUUCCUGGCCAGGGAGGAGGAGAAAAAGGAGAGACCCAUCUGUCAGGGCUGAGCGUGGCUUGAGGGCCAGGCCAUCAGUCCUGGGAUGCCUCUGCCUGAGCCCAGUGAACAGGAGGGUGAGAGUGUGAAGCCUGGCCAGGAGCCAUCUCCCCAACCUGGCACAGAUGUGGUCCCAGCAGCCCCCAAGAAGCCCAGAAAAUUCUCCAAACUGGUCCUGCUGACAGCCUCCAAAGACAGUGCCAAAGUGGCUGGUGCCAAGCGCAAAGGAGUGCAUUGCAUCAUGUCCUUGGGGGUACCAGGCCCUGCCACCCUGGCCAAGGCUCUCCUCAAGACCCAUCCGGAGGCUCAACGGGCCAUUGAGGCAGCCGCCCAAGAGCCCAAGCAGAAGCGCAGCAAGCUGGACCGGGAUGCAGAUGGCCCAGAAGACAAAGGAUUGGUAGGAGUGGCUCCUCCCGAAGGUCCUGGGGAAGAGACUGCUGUCCUUCCUGAGGUGCCCAGUGCGUCUCCAUAACCUUGGCAGUGGCCACAGCAUGUACUUGCUGCAUAAGUUACUAUUGUAAGCAAGGAAAAAAAAAAAAAAAGAAUAAAAAGCUGUGUACUAUUUCCCACCAUAGGCAGAACUCAGGUCCUUGGGGACCAGCUCCAACUCCUUCCGGCUUUCCUUCCUAUCCCAGACUUGCCUGGCCUGGCUUCACAGUUGGGCCCCUUCAGCUUGGAAAACCAGCUGUUGGCAUAAGUAGCAAUGGUUCCCAAGGUAUUUCCUUCAUGCUGCCCUUGGCCUGAAAGGGGACACAGAGUUCUUGCUGUAGACCCAGGGUAGCCUGACCCUCCUCUCUGCCUGAUCUUUCCCUCUCCAAGAAGUCCCUCAGAUUGCUGGCUCCCAGGCAUGGAGUUCCAAUCCCUUCCCUGCAGGCACCACUGAGGGAGGGGUGAACCUGCACCCGACACUUGUCAGGGAUCUGCCCAGGGUCCUAACAAGUACAAGGGCAGCCCCUCAUGUUCUUUUCAGACAUCUGGGGCUACAAGAGAUCAUACACACACAACCUGAGCCCCUCUCUAGUCUGGAGGGGAGAUGAAAGAAAACAGCUACUUUCCUCCUCCAACACCCAAGAGUCAUGUGCUCUCAGACCCCCCAGGGCAAAGGUUUUGAUCUCCAGUCCUUUCACCUGUGGGUCCUUAUUUGAAAACCACCUCAAGGCACAAAAAAAGUUAGUUUUUUUUUGUUUUUUUUUUUUUGUUGUUGUUUUUUGAUGUAGGAUGUAGGGGCCCUGAGCUCCGAACAUGUUUUCAAAAUUAAUCACUAAAUGUUUAUUGGCCACCUCUGAAACAGAUACUUGGCACAUAUUCUGCCAUUUUACCAUAUUGCUUUUACAGGGUCGUCGUCGUUUAGAAUAUUGAUAUUCAGUUCCAAGCCUGGAACUUGGAAGAUUUUUUUUGUUCUGAUUUUCUGUUUAAAUAGAGUCCAUUGUUCUUUC